Molecule: messenger RNA, 3330 nt
Organism: Saprolegnia diclina VS20
Lineage: Eukaryota; Oomycota; Saprolegniomycetes; Saprolegniales; Saprolegniaceae
Product: TKL/LISK protein kinase
Exons: 6
Coding region: 1-3330 (1109 amino acids)
Biological process (GO): protein phosphorylation
Molecular function (GO): ATP binding; protein kinase activity
Source: RefSeq, a predicted model, not a curated record
AUGCUUGCUGCGGCAGCCAUCGAGGAGGAGGACGACGAAGCCUACUAUGACGACAAGCUCGUCUUUCUCAAGCAACACGACCGCUUCGCUGAAGAAGGUCAACUCCUCAUGUCGAACAGCACCUUCUUCAUUACGCCGAUCGGGAUCGUCGAGACGACAAAGACGCUCGUGCUGCCGUUCCUAGCUUUCGCCAAGAACCUUGCCGACCACCUCCAGAGCCUCAUCCACCCGUCGUCCCUCGCCUCGGAAGCUGUGGCGUACAUAACGUGGCGACUGGCAUCGGCGAUCGCUCACCUCCACGCCCGUGGCAUUGCGCACACAAAGCUGUGUUCCCAGCGCGUCCUCGUCACAUCGAAUUUGGACAUCAAGCUCUGUGGUCUCAGCAGCCAUACGACGAGCGCCACGGACGCGCUCUUGACAGCCGACGUGCAGGCACUGCUGGACGUGCUGCGGCAGCUGUUGACGCGUGCGACGGAGCUCCAAAGAGGCAGCUCCUUUGCCAUAUCAGCGCCUUCAGCGUGGCUUUUUCAUCUCGCGGCCAACGCUUCCGAGUACACGAGCAUCAGCGACGUAGUCCACGAGCUUGAGCGCCACAACGCGCAGCACGGCGUCGUUUAUGUCAACGACCACCACGGGGCGCGGCUGUCGGUCGCCAAAGUCGUCACGCCGAGCGAGGACGACGCGUCGCUACAAGCCGACGAGCACAUCGACGCGACGAGUGGCAAUGCAUCCAUGCCGCCGACGCCUGCGACGCUGUCCGAGCUCUGGGCGACGUACGCUAUUGCGGCUCUGGACUCGGGAUUGCUCUCGUGCACAGCAAAAGUCGAAGGUACGGAUGGCAACGUCUUGCUUCGGCGGGGUGUGUACAACGGGAAGGACGUCGUUAUCCACCGCAUGGACUACACGGCCGACGCCGAGUUUACGCAGCACGUUGCCCGCGUACUUUGGGCCCAGUCGGACCUCUAUACGCCUCGGGUGCUCGGCCACGCAUUUGUCAACAGCGACAAGAUCGCCGACGCUUUCUUUCAACAAGUCCAAGAGACAGUGCCGUGCCUCGUUGUCGACCACGACGGUCUUCUUCCGCUGCAUCGAGUGCUCGCCGAGCACUGGUUGUACGCGGGCUCCCUCAAAUGGCAGCAGCGAAUCCAGUGUGCCCGGUCGAUUGUCGCGGGCCUCGCGGACUUUGCCGCGCGUGGCAUCACGCAUGUGGACAUAACGUCGCACAGUGUCUGCAUCAAGUCGGACUUGCGGACGCCCCAGUUCACCAAUAUUGGUGCGCUGCAGAGCGGCGGCCACAACGCCUUUCGGUGGUUGCCACCCGAGCUGGCCAACGGCGGCGUCGGCCCCACCUCGGGGACGGUGUUUACGUUUGGCUCGCUUUUGUACGAGAUUGCGUCCAACCAAGUGCCGCACCAGGACGUCGACAAGAUUGUCGCUUUGGAACGGCUUCGCGACGUUGGUGGCGUAAGCGGUGACUGCCCGGUCCGUCUCGUCGACCUCAUUGGCGACUGCUUGCACGACGUGCCGGCCGAGCGUCCGACAUUCCAAGCCGUUCUACACCGUCUCGACCGUCUUCUCGGACCCAGCGCGUUGGAAGCCGCGUCGUCAGGUGUGUUGGCUCUUCGAGCAUUUUGGACAAAUUGCGUUUUUGUAGCCGCCGUCGACUUGGUCGAGCUGGACACGUCACUGCUUAAGGAGGUCGGGUGCACGAACUUGGCCAACGAAACAAGCUGGACCUUUGAAGGCACUUAUAUGUCGCAGCCGGUCCUCUUGAAGCGACCGAAAACCGGCAACGUUGCUCCCACGGUCGAUCCAUUCGCGCGCAUUUUCGCCGAAGUGUGCCUCCUUGCACGUGUCCAGUCACCGCACGUUAUCAACCUCGUGGGCGUUGCGUACUUUGCAUCGUCUCGACCGACCAUGGUGCUCGAGCACACGAGCCAUGACAGCAGUUUGGCCAAGCUCUUGGUCGACGACCAUUUCCGAGACAGCCUCAAAGACGCCGAUCUGCUCCACCUCUUGCUCGGUGCCGCACAAGGGCUCACCGACGUCCACGAGCGCGACUGGAUCCACUGCGACGUGCGGAUCGAAAAUUACUUUGUCGAUCGCAAUGGGCAGCUUCGACUCGGACAGUUUGGUGCAGCCCGUCACGAGUCGGACAUGAGCGCGCCCGAGACGGUGCCAACGGACAUGGUGCCGUACACUGCACCCGAAGUGUUCGAGUCGGCAGCAUUCUCGAAAAAGUCGGAUGUCUUUGCAUUUGGCGCGCUCAUUGCCCAGCUCUACGACACGGAGCGGCUGUACGCGAGCUCGACGCUGACAAGCUUUGCGAUCCGAGAACGCGUGCCCCAAGGUUUGGCGAAGAUCAACGUGCCCGAGGCAUGCCCACUUGAGCUCAAAGCCCUCGCCGAACGCUGCUUGUCGUUUGAUUCGUCCACACGCCCGACCAUGACCGACGUUGUCGCGAGCUUGCGCGAGCAAAUCGCCAACGGGACUGUCGCGCCGGCGCGUCAGUACCAGUCUCGCUUUGUCCCGAUGCUCGCCCCCCCCGCGGUGCCCACGAUCGAUGCCACGGCCCCGCUCGUUUGCAGCGAGGUGCCGCUUGGCCAAGGAGCAGUUGGUCUCGUGACAGCGUGCACGUACAAUGGCAUUGCCUGCGCAUGCAAGCACUUCCAGCCCGUCAAAGCAGAUGGUAGUUUACUCCCACAGCAUCAGCGAGUCCGGUUAGAACUCAAGUUUCACCGGGAAAUGGAGUUUCUCGCGAGCCUGGAUCCAAAGUACGUGCCGCGGUUCGUUGGUUCUGUGCCCGGCGAUCUGCCCGGCACGUUCAAAGCCUACCUCAUGGAGGUCGUACCUGGCAACGAUCUCUCCAAGGAACUCUGGCAGAUCAAGCAACAAGCGACGUUUCCGUGGCAAGAGCGCUGCAAGAUUGCGCUCAAGAUCAUCCAAGCGAUUGCGUACAUCCACGAGUGCGGUAUCGAGCACUUGGACCUCAAGUCGUCCAACAUCAUGCUCACGCCCGAGAACGAGAUCCGGCUCUUGGACAUGGGUGAGUCGGUGCGCACGGCCGAUGCUGCAGGCUACAACGAAGUCAUUGGCGUCGGGACAUACCAGUGGAUGGCACCCGAGAUCCUUGCCGGCCGCACGGUCCACGCCACGAAAGCCGACAUUUACUCGUUUGGCAUCAUCCUCUCGGAGAUUGCGAUGCUCGUCCAGCCCUACAGCAACAUGGGGUUUGCAAAUGAGUUUGUUUUAAAGAAGAACGUCGAGAGCGGCGUCGGUUAUAACGCGUUUAGCUAUAGCUAUAGCGGCGGCGCGUUGGAGAUGCUCUAA